CGACUAUCAUGGGGAAACUGUUCUCCUCCGACUGUGCUGCUACUGCGGACGACACCAGGUAUAACUUGGCAUUUGAAGCAGCGAGGAUUCGUAGCCUUCCGAAGAGCGCUUUCCUCGGAACAUGUCACAGAUAAUGCGGAUAGCCCAAAUCGGGUAAAAAGUAGCGAGCUUUGGGACCCUUUUAAACGAAGUGCGACUCUGAAUCCUUUCUUUCUAACUACUCCCUCCUUUGCGAUGUCAACCUUCAAUACGCUUAACGUUUUUGCGAUUGGGGCGUCCCGCAAUAUUGGUUAUCUGACGGCGAUUCGUCUGCUUGAGAAAGGCGCGACUGUAACUCUUUUAUUGCGCUCCAAGUCAGUUUUCGACGGGGAUCAAGUCAUGCAACGUUUUGUCCAGAGCGGUCAAGCACGCUUAGUUCAGGGAGAUGGGUUGAAGCAAGAAGAUGUCCGUCGAGCUUGGGCAGCAGCUGGUGAUGUUGAUGUGCUUCUUUUCACUGUUGGUGGUAUUCCCAGUUUCUCUGUCACGAAAGGCUUCAUUCAAACACCCCACAACCUGGUCACUCAAUGUCUGCUCAAUGUUGUGUGCACCAUGCCCACCAGCCAGGCACCGAAAAUCAUCGCGUGCUCUUCCACUGGACUCUCCCCCGUUGCCCAUAAAGCGCUUCCCCUCCCCAUGCGCCUGCUCUACAACUGGAUCGAGCAGCCGCAUAACGACAAGCUCGCGAUGGAACGUGUUAUCUCACAUCUGGCAGGCUGGAGAUGGGGCUACGAGAACAACGUAGAGGCCGACCGAGCAAUCUUACCGCAGGGUUGGGAGCAGCUACCGGGCUUGCCAGCUGAGGGAAGCCACAAGAAAGUACUUGUCGUUCGGCCGGCAUUUUUGACUGACGGGAAAUCGGUCGCGGACGAGAAGGAGCCAGGCUAUCGCUACAGUGAGCACGACUUGCCGUCUUGUUACACCAUCUCGCGAGCGGACAUUUCACAUUUCCUUGUCAAAGCCCUUUCGGAAUGGGAUCAGAUGCAAGGCAAACGCAUCAACGUAGGGUACUAA
Mycena indigotica is the source of this 1050-nucleotide messenger RNA. Its product is annotated as NAD(P)-bd-dom domain-containing protein. NCBI's taxonomy places the organism in Eukaryota, Fungi, Basidiomycota, Agaricomycetes, Agaricales, Mycenaceae. The record is from RefSeq and is a predicted model, not a curated record. The transcript has 3 exons. The coding region runs from base 235 to 1050 and encodes 271 amino acids.